Fonsecaea multimorphosa CBS 102226 is the source of this 1143-nucleotide messenger RNA. RefSeq lists its product as uncharacterized. The transcript is spliced from 3 exons. The record is from RefSeq and is a predicted model, not a curated record. Gene Ontology annotation, biological process: mRNA alternative polyadenylation. The coding region runs from base 1 to 1143 and encodes 380 amino acids. NCBI's taxonomy places the organism in Eukaryota, Fungi, Ascomycota, Eurotiomycetes, Chaetothyriales, Herpotrichiellaceae. Gene Ontology annotation, molecular function: mRNA binding. Gene Ontology annotation, cellular component: mRNA cleavage and polyadenylation specificity factor complex.
AUGGCUUCUGCAGACGAAGACAAUUUCGAUAUUGACAUCUACGGCGACGGUGAAGUUGACAUGGAUAAUGAUGGGAACGGGGAUUACAAGCAGGAGGACGAGGAUAUCCAGUUGCACACAGAGGCCGAAGAAAUGCCAGUUGCGGAAGAGACGCACGCGAAUCCCGAACCCGAGGACCAGCAGCCAAUUUCGAGCGCCACUACUUCUUGGGCUAAAGAGAAGUCCGGAGAUGUGCAAUCUAACAAUCCCGAUGCCGUUCUCGCUAAACCCAUCCCACAACAAGGUACCAAACGAAAAGAGACCUCAGAUGAGAGGCCUAUUGACCACGGGGCCACCAACGCUCUGAUGAUCUCAGACUUGCAUUGGUGGACCACGGAGGACGAUAUUCGCGGCUGGAUUAACGAGGCAGGGGCUGAAGACGAACUGAAGGACCUGACCUUCAGUGAACACAAGGUCAAUGGCAAGAGCAAAGGCCAAGUAUAUCUCGAAUUUUCUUCUCCCCAAGCAGCAACGGCGACGAAGCACAAGAUGGACUCCCUGGCUGGCAGUCAGCCUGGCUCGCGCAAGCACUCGGUCGUCUACACCAAUGCCACUCAGAAUCCUUUCAAAACCCUCCCAAAAGAUGCACCUGCUCGUGUCAGGGAAGACAGGCCUGUUCGCGGCGGGUCAUUCAAUUCUGGGCCGCGGUCUGAUACCAAUUACGGGAUGAACAACCAAGGCUUUCGAGGUGGCCGAGGUGGCAGCUUCAACCGUGGAGGUUAUAACUCGCACAACCAAUACAACCGCAAUUUCUCGGGUCCGAUGGGUGGCUACAACAACAACCAGAACAUGGGCUUUCAAGGAAAUAUGGGGAUGGGUGGUAGUUACGGCGGCUUCAACAACAGAGGAGGGAUGAUGGGCAACCCAAUGCGAGGCAACAUGGGCGGCAUGCGCGGAGGCCGUGGAGGUAUGAACAACAUGAUGCCCAUGGCCGGCGGGAUGGGCAUGGGUACUAUGGGCAUGAAUCCCAUGAUGGCUGGGAUGGGUAUGGGAGGCUUUCAAGGAAACCAAUUCAAUCCGGGAAUGUUCAACGCUGGUCCAGGUCCGAAUUUUGGUGGCAGCGAUUGGAAUCAACACGGAGCAAAACGUCAACGACAGGAGUAG